Messenger RNA from Drosophila novamexicana, 3918 nucleotides. RefSeq names its product rap1 GTPase-activating protein 1 (gene RapGAP1). Gene Ontology annotation, cellular component: cytoplasm. Gene Ontology annotation, biological process: regulation of small GTPase mediated signal transduction; activation of GTPase activity. The record is from RefSeq and is a predicted model, not a curated record. Gene Ontology annotation, molecular function: GTPase activator activity. The transcript is spliced from 5 exons. NCBI's taxonomy places the organism in Eukaryota, Metazoa, Arthropoda, Insecta, Diptera, Drosophilidae. The coding region runs from base 72 to 2957 and encodes 961 amino acids.
ACAACGUCAAGCAGUCAAUCAACAUCAAUCAAAAUAAGCCCCCCAAUAUCAACAAGAAGAAGAACAACAACAUGCUGAAAAUACACAUGCUGGAGCAGGUCGUCAGCACGGACAACGUCUGCGAGAAUGCUGCCCAGGAGCUGUCGCCCAAGCGCAAAGUGGCCACUGCUGGUGGCGCCUGCGGGGGCGGGGCUGGUGGCAGCUCCUCCUCCUCGAAGAGCACACCCACCGUUUCGGCCACCUCGUCGCCGCAUCAUCAGCCAACGCCGCCGCAGCGUCACAUUCACACAGCGGCAGCCGCUGCGUUGGCAGCUGGCAAGAGCUUCAGCCAGGGAUCCUCACCAGCCGGACGCCAGCAUGCCUUCAUGGCGGGCACACAGAAGCAACAACCGGCCACAGGCGGCGGCAGCGUUACGCACAGUCCGGAACGCUUGCGCGGACCCACACAGGAUCUCUUCGAGCUGCUGGAGCGGGUGCAGUGCGGCUCGCGUCUCGAUGACCAGCGCUGCGUGUUACCAGCGUACUUCUCACAGCAUCAUCGCGGCAGCAAUGCGAGCGAGGAGCGCGUGCCACAGCCGCAUUCACCACACGAUGGCCAUGCACAUGGCCAUGGGCACAAUGGAGGACUCCAGCAUUCGGGCUCGCGCGCCACGCUGCGGCACUCGAUGAACCACUCGAGCAGCUCCGUCUCGGGCUCCGCCUCGAGCUCAACGCCAGCGUCGCCGCAGCUGAGCGGCGUGGUAAGCGCAACGGGCGGCCAGCUGCUCUCGAACGGACACCAUUACCAGUCGCAGUCGUCCGUGUCGUCGAACUCGUCGAUCGUGUCGGCCAUACCCGCCUCGCAGCGCCUGCUGGAGGAUGCGCUGGCCAAGUCGGCGCCCUACCCGAUGAUCCUGCUGCCCCUGCACGGCGGCUACUGGCUGGACGGCACCGAGCACGAGUGCAGCUACGAUGCGCGCGGCAAUCCGCAGCUGCCGCAGACCACCUGGAUGGCCAAGUUCGAGACAGACGACACGGCCAAGUGCUACAGGCGCUUCUAUGCGGCGCGCGAGCACUCCAACCUGGUCGGCCACGACGACCAGCUGGGCCCGGUGCUCAUCUCGAUCAAGACGGAGAACGUCGCCAACCAGGAGCACAUGCGCAUUCUGUUGCGCCUGCGCACAGGCACCAUGCACGAGCUGAUUCCCGUCUCGUGCCUGGGCGCCCAGCCGAGUCCGGCCAAGAUGGUCCGGCUGCUGAACGAACAGAUUCAGGUGGACAACUUUAUGCCGGUGCUCUGCCCGAAGGCCUCGCAGCUGAUCAGCGUCUACGAUGAGCAUGUGCUGGUCUCCCACUUCAAGUUCGGCGUGCUGUACCAAAGAUACGGCCAGACCACCGAGGAGGAGCUCUUCGGCAAUCAGCAGACCUCGCCCGCCUUCGAGGAGUUCCUCGAUGUGCUCGGCCAGCGCAUACGGCUCAAGGAGCAUAAGGGCUAUCGCGGUGGCCUCGACAUACAGAACGGACACACCGGCGACACCGCCGUCUACGAGGUCUUCAAGGAGCGCGAGGUCAUGUUCCAUGUGUCCACGCUGCUGCCACACACCGAGGGCGAUCCGCAGCAGCUGCAGCGCAAGCGUCACAUUGGCAACGACAUAGUGGCCAUUGUGUUCCAGGAGACCAACACGCCCUUCUCCCCGGACAUGAUCGCCAGCCACUUUCUGCACGCCUUCAUUGUGGUCCAGCCGCUGGAGCCGAACACGCCGCACACCCGCUACAAGGUCUCGGUCACGGCACGGGACGAUGUGCCCUUCUUUGGGCCGACGCUGCCCAGCCCGGCGGUGUUCCGCAAGGGCCAGGAGUUCAAGGAGUUCCUCCUGACCAAGCUGAUCAAUGCGGAGAAUGCCUGCUAUAAGGCCGACAAGUUUGCCAAGCUGGAGCUGCGCACGCGCACCUCCCUGCUGCAGAACCUGGUCGAGGAGCUGAAGGAGAAGACUCGUGAUUUCCUCGGCGCCGAUCUCUCGCAAACCCUUGCCGGCAGCCCCACACCCGAGACACCCAAGUCCGAGAGCACCGGCAGCGGCGGCGGCGGCGGCAAUGCUGGCACCCGCUUCAUAGACACCGUCAAGAAGGCGCUCAUCAUGCGGGUGCGCUCCCAGAGCGUGGACACGGGCAACGGCUCGCAUCCGGACAAGUUCAGUGUGAACACCAAGGUGGGCACACUCAACUCCAAGAAGGAGCCACAGCCCGAGACCCAAACGCCCAAUCUGAACACCUGCAGUCGCACGGCCUCUAAGUCGUCCUCCAAGUCAAAAUCCUCGAAUGAGUCCACAUCCUCCUCGCCGGACAUCACCUCCCGCCCGGCCAACAACACCCACAGCAACAACAACAACAACAACAGUGCGCAUCCAACCGCUGCGAACGUUGCCCAACAACAAAAUGGAGGAGGUUCCGCUGGAGCCGGCGGCGGCGGGGGCGGAGUGGCUGCCGUUGCGGUCAGCGCUGCACAGAAUGGCGGCAUUGUAGGCGUGGCCGUGGCAACCAUGUCCGAAACGAGCGAUGACUCGAGCCUGAACAGCGUCGACCUGGACCCAAUGAUGGGUCACCUGGACGGCGGCGCCGCCUACAUAGACAGCGACACGGGCCUGGAGAGCAUGAGCUCCGCGGAGGCGACCACCAAGGCGUGCUCGCUGUGCCUGGAGGGGGUGCAGGGCACCAUCAUGGGCAGCUCGCCCAGCAACGAGACCAUCAUGAUGAUCGAGAACCUGCGCCAGGAGGUCACGCGGCUCAAGUGCGACAAGCUGGAUCUGCUGCGUCAGAAUGUGACCUGCCAACGCGACAUAAAGCGAUUGCGCGAACGGGAAAUGUCCCUGCAGGGCGAUCUGGCGGCAGCAGGACGCGAAAUCCUCCGGCUCCGGGAUCUCCUCAAGGAAUAUAUGCCGGAUACGGCCGCGGCGCCGCUCUCCAUAUCGCCCAUCUAAGCGUCUAACGCGAAAAAAAAGGAUCCCCCCAUUUGAGAGCUGAGGGAAAGCAGAGAGGAAGAAGGAGCUGAAGGAGCAGAAGGAACCACUGUGCCGUGUCUAACACCUUGGAAGCGUCGGGGCAGCCCCUGUAUUAUAUUUAGUUUGCAUAGCUGUUGGGAACUCGAAGAGAUCGUUGGGAACGCGGAGAUUGAGCUUAAGUUGUGGUCGAGCGGGGGACAGAAUUAUUAUUACCGUUAGUAGAUAUAUACUAUAUAAAGAUAUAUGUAUAACAGUUACAAACUAAACAAAAACAAGAAAAAGAAGAAGAAGCAGAAGAAGAAGAGAACACAGAACACAAAACUCAAAAAGUUACACCAAAUAUAUAGUCUAUAAGUCUUUAAGCAUAUUUAACGCAAUGUUAACCCUAAUCCCAAAAUUUCCCACAGACGUAAAACUAAUCCUUAUCAUAAGUAGAAAGAGAGAGACGAACGGAGAGAGAGAGAGAGAGAGAGAGAGAGAGAGAGAGAGAGCUAUCGAUUAGCGUACAUCACAGUUACAGUUACAGUUACAAUAACAUUUACAGUUAGAGUUACAGUUACAGGUUAAACGUUCACGUAAUAGCUGCAUACAAAUUAUUCCACAAUAAUCAACACGAUUUAAUUAAAUGAAAUAUCGAAUUAGUAGCAAAGUUUUGUGUGGCGUUUCGCAAAAUCUGGCUACACCGUUUUCGUAGUCGCACCUGGCAACCCUGUGACGCUCGUUUAAUUCAUCACAAACACCUCAUCAGCAAUUAAUAACCAAUUACAAGAGUAAAAAAAAAAAAGAUACAAGAAAAACAUAACGAAAGCUAACUAAAUUAAUAUAUAUAUUAAAAUAUACAUUUACAUAUAUGUAUAUCGAUUAUGUGUGUGUUUUAAGGAUAAAGCCCUCGAUAGUUUUUAGCUGCAAUCGAUAAAUAAUAAACAAACCAACCAACCAA